AUGCGGCUCGACGUCAAGAGGCAGCUAUUUGCCCGUUCCGAGCGGGUAAAGGGGAUUGAUUUCCACCCUACAGAGCCAUGGAUUUUGACAACCUUGUACAGUGGUCAUGUCUACAUUUGGUCUUAUGAAUCACAGUCUAUCAUCAAAACAUUCGAACUCACCGAUGUCCCCGUCCGUGCCGGUCGAUUCAUUGCGCGGAAGAACUGGAUUGUAUGCGGUUCGGAUGACUUCCAACUCCGUGUCUACAAUUACAACACUUCCGAAAAAAUCACGUCUUUCGAAGCACACCCGGAUUAUAUCCGUUCCAUUGCCGUCCAUCCUACUCAGCCAUUUGUGCUCACAGCCUCCGAUGACAUGACAAUUAAGCUUUGGGAUUGGGAGAAAGGCUGGAAGUGUGUCCAGAUCUUUGAAGGUCACAGCCACUAUGUAAUGGGAAUGUCAAUCAACCCCAAGGACACCAACACUUUUGCAUCCGCUUGUUUGGACCGCACCGUUAAGAUCUGGAACCUCGGUUCCCCCCAUGCCAACUUCACCCUCGAAGCCCACGAGACGAAAGGUGUCAACCAUGUCGAUUAUUACCCGCAGGCUGAUAAGCCAUACCUUCUCACCACUUCCGACGACAAGACCGUCAAGAUCUGGGAUUACACCACAAAGGCUCUCAUUGCAACCCUUGAGGGUCACACAAGCAAUGUUUCCUUUGCUUGCUACCAUCCCGAAUUGCCUGUGAUUAUUUCAGGUUCCGAGGACGGUACCAUUAAGAUCUGGCAUGCCAACACCUACCGCCUGGAGCAGUCAUUAAGCUAUGGCCUAGAACGGGCAUGGUGUGUUUCCUACCAGCGGGGCAGACAGGGAAUUGCCAUGGGUUUCGACGAUGGUGCCGUGGUGGUGAAGAUGGGCCGGGAAGAGCCUGCCGUAUCCAUGGAUGGAUCUGGUAAGCUCAUCUGGGCCAGACACAGUGAGGUUGUCUCAUCAGUGAUUAAGGGUGGCGAUGCCAGCAUCAAGGAUGGUGAGCCCCUUUCACUACCGACGAAGGAUUUGGGGCAAUGCGAGGUGUACCCACAGACUUUGUCACACUCUCCCAAUGGAAGAUUUGUGUCUGUUUGUGGCGAUGGAGAAUACAUUAUUUACACCGCAUUGGCGUGGAGAAACAAAGCCUUUGGCCAGGCUCUUGACUUUGCCUGGGGUGCGAAAGACAACAGCAACGACUAUGCUAUCCGGGAAUCAUCGACAAGUGUCAAGAUUUUCAGAAACUUUAAGGAACAGAGCGCCGGUCUCGAUGUUGGAUUCCAAGCCGAGGGUCUGUCCGAUGGUGUUCUUUUGGGUGUGAAGGGCCAGGGUGGUAUUGGAUUCUUCGACUGGGAGACUGGUAGUCUGGUUCGCAGAAUCGAAGCUGACCCGAAAUCCGUCUUCUGGUCUGAAUCCGGCGAGCUAGUUACGCUUGCCUGUGAGGAAGAUUUCUAUGUUCUGCGCUACUCACGCGAAGAAUAUAUCAACGGUCUGAAUGCUGGCGAGGUCGAUGAGGAUGGAGUAGAGGCCGCUGUUGAAUUGGUUGCCACAAUCAAUGAGUCCGUCCGGACGGGUCAGUGGGUUGGGGAUUGCUUCAUUUACACCAACUCCACGAACCGCUUGAACUAUCUUGUCGGUGAUCAGACUUAUACAAUCUCUCACUUUGACCAGCCAAUGUACGUCCUAGGCUACCUGCCCAGGGAUGGCCGUAUCUACCUUGCCGACAAGGAUGUCAACGCUGUCUCCUUUGGCCUUUCUCUUAGCAUGGUUGAGUACCAGACAGUGGUGCUGCGUGGCGACAUGGAUAUGGCAUCUGAACUUCUUAAGGAUGUACCGCAAGACCAGAUGAACAAGGUCGCCCGCUUCCUCGAGGGACAAGGUUAUAAGGAGUUGGCUCUGGAAGUCGCCACAGACCCCGAGCACCGCUUCGAGUUGGCCCUUGCGCUCAGCGACCUCGAGACCGCACUUCAGAUCGCCCGAGAGGCUGACGUUGAGCACAAAUGGAAGAUUGUUGGUGACGCUGCCCUGACUGCCUGGAACCUCACUUUGGCUCAGGAGUGCUUCACCAACGCUAAGGAUGUGGGAUCACUCCUGCUGCUGCAUACUGCCAGCAGUAACCGCGAAGGUCUCAAGUCCCUGGCCGCCCAAGCCUCGGAAUCAGGCCUCCACAACGUCGCUUUCUCCACUCUCUGGUCCCUCGGAGAUAUCGAUGGCUGCAUCGCUCUUCUUGUCCAAACCAACCGCAUUGCAGAGGCAGUCCUCUUUGCCCAAACUUACAAGCCCUCGCGUGCUGCCAAGCUAGUUGUUCAAUGGAAGGAAUCUCUUGAUCAAGCCGGCAAGACCAAGGUUGCCCGCCUUAUUGGUGUGCCUCCUGGUGCCCCCGAUGUCGCUGCUGACGAUGACCUCUUCCCUGAAUGGGAAGAGUACAUCCAGCUUGAGAAGGAGAGUGUUGUUCCCGAACCUGCUUCGUCCGAAUCCUUGAUUGAUGUCAAUGAGGUUGAGGACGAGGAGCCAGCUAGCGCGAUCAACGGCGCAUCCGAAGCAGAAGAGAGUGAAGAGACCGAGACGGCCGAAGAGGCUGCAGUGAAUGAGGCCGAUGCUGCCGAGGCUGAGUAA
Messenger RNA from Penicillium soppii, 2622 nucleotides. Its product is annotated as coatomer subunit beta'. The record is from RefSeq and is a predicted model, not a curated record. Bases 1 to 2622 code for a protein of 873 amino acids. NCBI's taxonomy places the organism in Eukaryota, Fungi, Ascomycota, Eurotiomycetes, Eurotiales, Aspergillaceae. Gene Ontology annotation, cellular component: COPI vesicle coat. Gene Ontology annotation, biological process: endoplasmic reticulum to Golgi vesicle-mediated transport; intracellular protein transport; intra-Golgi vesicle-mediated transport. Gene Ontology annotation, molecular function: structural molecule activity; protein binding. The transcript is spliced from 6 exons.